This is a messenger RNA of Xylona heveae TC161, 470 nucleotides long. RefSeq lists its product as hypothetical. Bases 90 to 371 code for a protein of 93 amino acids. Lineage: Eukaryota; Fungi; Ascomycota; Xylonomycetes; Xylonales; Xylonaceae. The transcript has a single exon. The record is from RefSeq and is a predicted model, not a curated record.
CUUCUGUUAAUGUCCCUUCACGAUACGCCAUUUCACGCCAUGAACGAGCAAAAGGAUAGCAAAAAAAAAAAAAUCAAAUACUGUCCUUUAUGUUUCAUGGUUGCCCGCCAGCGGGCUGUACGGGCGUCUCUGGGAUUCUGGUACUGGUAUCUGGAAUAGUGGCGUCCCCUAUUUUUCUUCUUCCUAUUCUUUUCACAUUUUGGAGCAUUCCAUUGGUCGGUUACUCGGAUGAAAUCAAUGCGCAACUGGUUUUGUUUUUACUGUGUGCAUAUAUCAUCCACACUGCUGCCACUCUUUUCUUCUCUUUCUCUUGUUCUUUGGUCUUAUUUUCCCUACACACUGAGACGAAAUGGAUCAAAAGACAUGUAUAGAUAUAGAUGUUUUCUAUACAGGGGAUUGGACGAUAGACUCUAGAUUUUAGAGUUUUGCUUUUUUUUAUUUCCUGCCGUUUUACUUUUCUAGACAGCAGA